GCUGAUCAGAGAGAAAGCAUUCUGCCAGCCCAGCGCCUCCAAAUCGCAAUCACUUCCUAACCUCCCCCUUUUUAUCAUAUUUGAUCACUUUGAUUCUCCGUUCUCUUCACUUAUUAUUUCUGCUACACGCAAAGGAAGCUCAGUAGGUUGCGCUCUCUUUUUUGUUUCCUUAUCGCUGUCGCUCGCCUGGAGAGUUGACUUCAUAUUUGACUCGAGCAAGCAGGCUUGGUGUUGCGCGCGGCGGCUAGCGCUACUCCAUCUGGAAGAAAAAAAGGAAGAAACGGCGAUAUUUGUGUCCAGCUGUUGGUUAUAUUGCAACACUUCAAUACUGGAACUUGAUGUGUCGCUCGCCAGUUUCUGUAAUCUGUACGAGUUAUAUUUUCCGCGAAUCUGAACGUCGCUAAGUUAUAUUGGCCCCGUCUCUUUAGUAGACUCUUGCUCUUGUUUGGUCGUCGUAUAUAUUUUUUGCAGUUUCUUUUUUUUCUUCUACGGCUUUCCUGAAUGGAUGACUGCAGGCGCCCCUGGACGUGGCCUCUAAGAGCAGGACUGCGGUUCGGCUCGUCUUCGUGUCAGUUCUAACCACAGCCAAGUCCAAAACGGGCUACAAUUCGUCGUCGGCGCGCGAGUUUCAGUGGGAUAAAAGCACAGGGUGCAUUAUUUCUUCACCGAUCAACACACCUCUACGUGCUGCUUUGCUUAAGAACCCAGGGCACCACGACACGCCAAAAGCAAAAAAAGAAGAAACAAAACAACAACAAUAAAACAAAAACAAACAAACAAAAAAAAAACGGACAACACAAAGUUGCUGACUGAUUAGAUAUGGCAAUGGUAGUGUGGAGAGGUUCCCAGGACGAUGUGGCCGAGACGCAGGGCGCCCUCUCAUCGCAAGCCCAAGGCGGACUAACCCUUGCGACCCCUCAGCCGGGCCAACUGAACCUCACGGCCUCGCAGGUUGCGCCUCCGACCCCUCAAACUCCUGUUCAAGGAGCGCCUAACAGCAACGCUCAGUCUACGCCAACGAACCAGACGUCGCAGAGCCAGUCAGACAAGCAGCAGCAACAACACAUCGAGUGCGUGGUAUGCGGCGACAAGUCGAGCGGCAAACACUACGGCCAGUUCACAUGCGAGGGCUGCAAAAGCUUCUUCAAGCGCAGCGUGCGGCGCAACCUCACAUACACGUGUCGCGCCAACCGGAAUUGUCCUAUCGACCAGCACCACCGUAAUCAGUGUCAGUACUGCCGCCUCAAAAAAUGCCUCAAAGUUGGCAUGAGACGGGAAGUUUCUCUUUUUGCAGCGGUCCAGAGGGGCAGGAUGCCACCCACGCAGCCGCACCACGGCCAGUUCGCCUUGACAAACGGGGACCCGCUGCACUGCCAUUCCUACCUUUCGGGAUAUAUCUCUCUGCUGCUGCGAGCAGAGCCCUACCCCACGUCGCGCUAUGGCAGUCAGUGUAUGCAGCCCAACAACAUCAUGGGCAUCGAGAACAUUUGCGAACUGGCGGCCCGCAUGCUGUUCAGUGCUGUGGAAUGGGCCAGGAAUAUUCCCUUCUUCCCCGACCUUCAGAUCACAGACCAGGUGGCUCUGCUCAGGCUCACCUGGAGCGAGUUGUUCGUCCUAAACGCAGCACAGUGCUCCAUGCCACUGCAUGUAGCCCCUCUGCUAGCCGCCGCAGGCCUCCACGCCUCCCCCAUGUCCGCGGACAGAGUGGUCGCCUUUAUGGACCACAUUAGGAUCUUCCAGGAGCAAGUUGAAAAGCUUAAAGCGUUACAUGUCGACUCGGCCGAAUACAGCUGCUUAAAAGCCAUCGUGUUAUUCACCACUGAUGCUUGCGGUCUAUCAGACGUGGCCCACAUCGAAAGCUUGCAGGAGAAGUCGCAAUGUGCACUGGAGGAGUACGUGCGGAGCCAGUACCCUAACCAGCCUACGCGAUUUGGGAAGUUAUUACUACGCCUGCCUUCUCUACGCACAGUGUCCUCUUCGGUCAUAGAGCAAUUGUUUUUCGUCCGAUUGGUAGGUAAAACCCCAAUUGAAACCCUCAUCCGGGAUAUGUUGCUGUCAGGGAGCAGUUUUAACUGGCCGUAUAUGUCCAUUCAGUAAGCAAAAGGAAGGAUCGGAAAUGGGGGUCCUCUAGUUAGCGCUUCUUUUGUAGAAGAAACCGGCUGUUACACGAUUUACUUUCACGGAAAAGAGACGUUUUUCAUAAGUGACUGUGAAUUCUCAAACCUGAGACAUUUAAUGAAAACUACCUGGGGCAGCGCGGUGUGUGAGUGGGGGGGGGGUGCAUUUUUACUUUUUUCUUUUUUAAAACAAAAGAAAGCAAAAAGCACGGGGCAAAACACAGAAAUGGAGAAAACUCAAACUCAAAGUGCAUUUAAAUUGGAAAAAAAUUAGAAGAAAUCCGUCCAUUUUCUUUUUACCAAAUGGCUCUUAUGUCCUGUGUCCAUGUAUCUAUUGCUAUUUUGUAUAUUUUAAACCUCUUUUCUGGUUCCAAACCAGCCUAUGUGAUUCUAUAGUAUGAAACUGUUUUUUGUUGUUUUUUUGUUUGUUUUGUUUUUAAUAAUUUUCUGAUAAUCACUACUUAAAGCUGUAAAGAGGUUCUUUAAGAAUUGAAAGUAAAUCAGCAAUAUAGGACUACUUUACGCUAAACGCUAAAACGCACUUAAUUUUUGCUGUCCCUGUUAUGAACUUCACUCCCCCCCACACACACACCACCACCAAAAAAAAAAAAAAAAAGAACAGUUCUUUAAUGCCCAUUUUAGACUUAAUGCACCAGGGUGCCACUAUUCUCAGACACCCGAAAACUAUUAAACUGUUAGCAAAUUACACUACUAGAGCUGCGGACGCUGUGUGUAUGUGUAUGUGCGUGCGUGUGUGGUUGGGAGAAA
Messenger RNA from Hemibagrus wyckioides, 2885 nucleotides. RefSeq names its product nuclear receptor subfamily 2, group F, member 2 (gene nr2f2). Gene Ontology annotation, biological process: negative regulation of transcription by RNA polymerase II; cell differentiation; anatomical structure development. The coding region runs from base 820 to 2097 and encodes 425 amino acids. The record is from RefSeq and is a predicted model, not a curated record. Lineage: Eukaryota; Metazoa; Chordata; Actinopteri; Siluriformes; Bagridae. The transcript is spliced from 3 exons. Gene Ontology annotation, molecular function: retinoic acid binding; RNA polymerase II cis-regulatory region sequence-specific DNA binding; zinc ion binding.